Molecule: messenger RNA, 4096 nt
Organism: Eleginops maclovinus (Patagonian blennie)
Lineage: Eukaryota; Metazoa; Chordata; Actinopteri; Perciformes; Eleginopidae
Gene: meltf
Product: melanotransferrin
Exons: 16
Coding region: 60-2228 (722 amino acids)
Biological process (GO): iron ion transport
Cellular component (GO): early endosome; plasma membrane; extracellular region
Source: RefSeq, a predicted model, not a curated record
CAGAGGAGAGGGGAAGAGAGGUUAUUUACCUUAGAGGGAGAGCAAGAGAGAACAAGGACAUGGCCAUGUGGAGGACAGCGGCAGCUCUACUGCUAAUUCUACAAACUGUGUUGGGUCAUGACAUCAUCAGAUGGUGCACCAUCUCAGAUGCAGAGUACAGAAAAUGUUCGGCCAUGUCGGAAGCCUUCGCUAAGGCCGCAAUCCGUCCAUCCCUGAGCUGCGUCAAGGGGGUGACAGUUGAGGGCUGCGUUCAGAAACUACAGAAAAAAGAAGCAGAUGCUUUGUCCAUGGCCAGCCCUGACAUCUACAAAUUGGGGAAAACCGCCUCCUUUAAGAUUGAUGCCAGUGAAUCAAAACUUGAUGGUACCGGUGCCGACUACUAUGCAGUUGCUGUGGUAAAGAAAGCUAAUUCUGGCAUCACCAUCAACAACCUGGCGGGAAAAAGGAGCUGUCACACAGGGAAGGGCCGAACAGCCGGCUGGAAUAUGCCUUUAGGAUACCUCAUAGACCAGGGCUACAUGUCUGUAGUGGGCUGCAACAUCCCACAGGGUGUGGCACAUUUCUUCAAUGCCAGCUGUAUCCCCGGAGCAAACCAGGAAGGUGAUCCAGCGUCUCUGUGUCAGCUAUGCAAAGGAAAUGGUGAAGGACUGAACAAAUGUGACAUGAGCGACAAAGAGUUGUACUUCAGCUACGCUGGAGCUUUCAGGUGUCUGACUGAAGAUGCAGGAGAGGUUGCCUUCAUCAAACACACAACUGUUGCUGAAAACACUGAUGGUAAUACUCCUUCAUGGGGAAACAAACUGCUGUCAUCGGACUAUGAGCUGUUGUGUCGUGAUGGCACCAGAGCUCCUGUCUCUCAAUGGAAAACAUGCCACCUGGUCCGCGUCCCAUUUCGUGGGAUUGUUGUUGGCAUUGACAUCACUCCCUCUGUGGUGUUCAACAUGCUGAUGGAGGGACUGGAAAAGUCAGGGUUCGGUAUUUUUUCAUCUAAGGAUUACGGAGGAGUAAAUCUUCUCUUCUCUGAGUCAUCCACCAGUUUUCUUGGGGCCGAGUCAGAUGACCCUAAGAAGUGGAUGGGUCCCUUCUAUUAUAAUGCUCUGACAGCCAUGGACUGUAAACCUGAAGGCGUCCUGCGUUGGUGUGUGUUGUCCAGUGGUGAGCAGCAGAAAUGUGCUGACAUGAGCGUGGCCUUCCAAAGCAAAAGUCUGACUCCAGAAAUCAAAUGUGUCUACGGGGACUCUGUGACUGACUGCAUGGAGAGAAUCAAGAACAAUGAAGCUGAUGCCGUCACUCUGGAUGGAGGUUACAUCUACACAGCAGGCAAAGAGUACGGAUUGGUCCCUGCUACCGGCGAGAGCUACACAGAGGACCGAGAUGGUGCCAUGUACUAUGCAGUCGCAGUGGUGAAAAAGAGUAGCUCUGACAUCCGUAACCUUGACGACCUGCGUGGCCGUCGCUCCUGUCACACCGGAUAUGGUCGCACGGCUGGCUGGAACGUUCCCGUAGCAACGCUGAUGGAGAGAGGCCUGAUAGCACCUCAGCACUGUCAGAUACCCCAAGCCGUGGGAGGGUUCUUUGAGAAAAGCUGCGUACCAGGUGCAAACCAGCCUGGUUUACCCAGCAAUCUGUGUGAUCUGUGUGUCGGCACCGAAUCAGGAGAUAACAAAUGUGAAAAGGGAAAAGACAUGUAUGACGGGUACGACGGUGCCUUCAGGUGUCUUGCGAAAGGAGCUGGAGAUGUGGCUUUUGUCAAACAUUCUACUGUCUUUCAAAACACUGAUGGUAAUGGUGAAACGUGGGCAGUAGAUCUCCUGUCUAAAGACUUCCAGCUGCUGUGUUCUCAGGACACUAAAGCCGAGGUUACACAGUACAGACACUGCCACCUGGCCAGGGUCCCAUCCCAUGCUGUAAUGGUACGGCCCGACACCAACAUCCACGCCAUCUAUGGACUACUUGACCGCGCACAGACAUAUUUUGGUAGUGAUACAGGUACUCAGUUCAAGAUGUUUGACUCGAAGGAUUACAGUGGCACAGACCUCAUCUUCAAAGACUCCACUGUUAGCCUUGUCGGUGUUGGUGACAGAAAGACCUACCAGGAGUGGCUGGGCCAGGGCUACAUGGACACCCUGGUUGACAUGGAGUGUAACUCGUCCAGUGCAGUGAAGUCCUCUGUUUUGCUGCUGCUGAUGGCUCUGUUCAGCUUCAUGCUGACCCACCUCUGGAUAUAAUGGGGUGAAGGCGUCCAUUAACGUCUCCUACUCACUUUCAUCACUUCUUUUCUCUAUUUCUCAUAUAUUACCACUUUACACUCCUUUUUCCCUUCCCAUGUCUUCCCCCUCUCCAUGCCUGAUUAUUUUGUCCAUUUUCUCUUAAGUUUCUAAGAGAAAUGAUCAGAUCGUAACUUGCCAACAAUAGCCUUAGUCUGGUCAAGUUUGUCCUGCUUUUUCCGAGACCUUACUAUCCUUGCAACUAUGUUUUGAUCCUACAAAUUGCAUCAUUUCUUACUAGUUGUGUUUUUUUUUUUUUUUUUAUAUAUGAGAGAGUCAUGUUGGAACUGCCUUUGGAUUUAAAUGGUGCUGGUGUUGGAUAGAAGCACAUUCCCUCGUGUUAUUGUGGCAGAUAAGAGUUUAGUUCCCAAAGGACUUUCAGCCUGUGUGAAUCAGACAUGAUGAGACAUGUGCUGCUGCCACUGUGUUUACUGAAGGUGGGCUGCCAUAUCAGCGUGUAUGCUCCCACCUGUUACAUUUCUUUAGUGGGUUGCUCAUUUCCGUCUCUCUGAAGCUAAUUUUACAAAGAACAGAAAAUCUGAUGUUAAACUUUUACAUGAGUUCUUAAUAACAUUUGGAUCACUUAUAUUACUUACUUACUUUUAAAUACAAGUAUUGCAUUCUGGACUUAUUAACAUUUUUUCCAAUUCUAGAUGCUCUACCAGUUUGGAGCUACAGUUGAUUAGCUAAGCCUAGCUUUAGCUUAGCUUUUUGCCCUAUUGAACCUUUAAAACUGUAUUUUUAAAAGACUUUAUGUAAAUAUAGAAGUCAGAUUGCUGUUCCCUUCUGCUGCCACUUGCUGUGUGAGUACUACUAACUAACACAGCCUUUCCUUAGUGUAGGCUGUGUCACUGUUAUAAGCUAAUGCCAUAUCAGUGAAUAUGCACUAGUGUUGCCUCAACACGGAGCUGUGCUGGGAAUAGUGUGAUGAUGAGUGGCUGAGUGUUCAUCCAUAGGCUGUUUACUUCAUGUAUUCUCCUCAAACACCUAAAAUCAAGUUGAAUAUAUUACUCUGGCUUGAAUCAUAUUAUUUUUGAUCAUAAAUGGAAACUGCUUCAGCAGCAGAUAGUCACCAUAAGCUUAGACUUACAGCCAUUGCUCACGAUUUGUAAGCAUUUAAUUACCACAUUUCGAAACACAUGGAGUGGGCUCCAUCAGAUUUGGGGAUAACAUAAAGAAACAUCCUGUGGUUUGUGUUGAGAGUGAAUGAGAUGUGUUUGGAUGGUUUAAGUCAAAGAGGAGUUUGUGUUAAUUAUAAUAAUAUGUUAAUGUGACUUUCACUUUUUUCAGUUAAAAAAGUAUUUUAAUUGCAUUUGUGUUUGACUUGGAAACAUUGACCUCCUUUUGGUUUAAAAGGGAUUAGGCUUGAUAUAUUAAGUAAUCCAGUUUGUGUCCAAUUUAUAUAAUAGCUAAAAGAAAGCAGAUGUUUAUGUUAGACUAAAAUCUACUCUCAUGUACUCUAACCCAAAGAACUCACUCCAGGAAUGUGUUAACUCAAACUGUGCUGCUCACAUCAUAUCUACUGUACUUCCUGCUGCAAAUGCUGUUUCCUGUUUUUAAAUGAUAAGAUGUGUAUUUUCCUAUGUUAAGAGAUUUAUUUUUAUAUGAUGUUCAGAUGCCAUAUCAGUGUAUAUGUGCUGACUCAUGCUGUCAGAAACUAAUGCAUUCUCUUCCUCCUGAUAGAGAUUUAUUUCUAUGUGAAAUUAUGUAACAUGUGACUAAUAUUUAGUUGCCAGACCAGUGAGUCUGCACAAGUAUUGAUACAUAAAACUGCCUAAAUGAGCUGUUUUCUGUGCUUGUUCAAAUGUAAUUAAACUAUGUUAAAUGCA